This is a messenger RNA of Anopheles stephensi (Asian malaria mosquito), 1646 nucleotides long. RefSeq names its product retinol dehydrogenase 13. The transcript is spliced from 3 exons. NCBI's taxonomy places the organism in Eukaryota, Metazoa, Arthropoda, Insecta, Diptera, Culicidae. The coding region runs from base 135 to 1190 and encodes 351 amino acids. The record is from RefSeq and is a predicted model, not a curated record.
AAAAUCGUCUGCAACAGUUUCGGUUCUUGUUUCACGAUUCAUUCAAUUGUUGAACGUGAAACGCGUGUACCGUUUCGGCUUCGUUUUGGAACAUUAAGAAAUAGUUUGUGUAGCUCGUGCAUCUUUGGACGGGUAUGGAUGAAAUAAAAAAGGCACUAACCGAGGCAGAUCCCUUUGCUAGUUGGUGGCCAUUUAUUCUGGCCGGAAUCGUGUUCGUGAUUGGCACGGUCAGAACGUACAUGGGUGGUCAACCCUGCCCGAACGGGAACACUAUCCCGGAUCGGGUAAUCGUGGUAACUGGUGCUGCUGGUGGUAUUGGGCGUGAGGUGUGCCGGGAGUUGACACGCCGGAAGGCGGGAUGCUUGGUGUUGGCGUGCCGUACCACGGAGCAGGGUGACACGUUGCGCGAAUUAUUACGCCGCGAAGGGACAGAAUGUACAGUUGAGGUGCUGGUACUAGAUCUUCGCUCCUUUGAUAGUGUGCGUCGUUUCGUGCGACAGGUCCAGGCAAACCAUCCGACGGUGGAUGCCCUGGUGAACUGUGCCGGUGUUAUCUUCCAACCGGGCGGACGCACGGUGGAUGGGUACGAACAGCAUCUCCAGUGUAACUUUCUGUCCCAUUUUCUGCUGACGCAACUGCUCCUACCACAGCUGGCUCGUUCGCAGCACGGUGGCAGGGUUGUGAACGUGUCCGCCCAUGGAUAUACCGCGGCCAAGAUCGUCGAUCGUGCGGAUCCGCUCAACCUGCGCCAGCUUACCCAAAGUGGACGGGAUGCGUUUGCUCAUUCGAAACUGGCAAUCGUGUUGGCGAGCAAAGUGCUGGCAAGGAAGCUUAAAGCGGACGGUCACCGUACCACCGUCAACUGCUGCUCGCCUGGGUUGGUCCGUGGUACGGGACAUCUGCGUCACUCACCUAUAAUGAAGGCACUGUUUGCGAAGGUACUCACCUUCCCGUGGAUGUGGUUGUUCAUGAAGAGUCCGGCACAGGGAGCGCAUACCAUAAUCCGGCUUGUAACAGACCCGGAGUUGGCCAGCUGCAGUGGAGACUUCUUCAAUGAUUGCGAACGAGUGGAAGUGUCCGAGCUGGCCAAAGAUGACGAACUAGCCGAACGGUUGUAUCGAGCUACCUUUAGUGCGGUUGGUUUGAACGAGAAUCUGGAGAAGGAGCAUACCAAAGGGAAGAAGGAGUAGGGGCUGUUGUUCAAAUCUCACGGAAACCUGUUAAAGUGUGUGGACGUGUUAAGCGAAUCGGUACGACCACUACUACUCGUAGCAAAGUAUGCAAACCGCAUAACACACCAAACCCUUUAACAGCAGCAACACCAUUAAUGAAGGAUGCAAAACUUCAAACCGCCAAUCUGAAGUGGAUUAAAGUCACGCUUUAAACUCUCUUUAAAACCAACACAAAUAAAAGUUGAAGCAGUGUCACUUUUACCUUGCUAAUCCUCACUAAUCAUACGGUUCCAUGUUUACAGGGAUUUCCACCAUGUUUUUGUCCCCGCGCUUCCAAAUCUAUAUUUAAUGCUUGUUUUCUUUCUCUCAAUUUCUGUUGUUUCGCUUUACAUGUUACUUCCGUCGCAAUUUGUCAUUUCUUUCCAUCUUUUCUCGAAAGACAUAUUUUGAACGGGUGCCCAAAAAAAAAAAAAA